AUGUCGAAAAAUCCAUCGAUCCUGCGUUCAAAAUCUGUUCCUUGCAGGAUAUCAGAAACUCAAAAUGUCAGAUCAACAAAUUCAGAUGACUCAUUGAAACCAUCAUGGCAUAAAAAAGUCGAUGAGGAAAGAAAGAGAGGAUCAUCGUCUUCAAAAAACUCGAGGAGUAAUAACCUCGAUGAAUUCAACAAAAGAACUGCAAUUCAAGAAGAAAAGAGGUACUCUGCAAGAAGUCCAUAUUACAAAGGACUUACUGAUUCAUCCAAAGAGAUUAAUCGACAAAAGUCGUUAGCAGGCAGUACUCCUGGGAAAGAUAGCAGCUUAUUAGCUUCUUCAACAAGUAACAGUUCUAAAUCAAAUUUAGCUAUCAAGGUACAAGAGUGGAGUGCGUCUUACUUUGUACGCAAAGGCAAAGAAGAACGAGCAUUCUCCUUCUUGAAUGUUUCUUCGGGGAACAAGAACAUCCGUGAUCCUUCUUCAUCAGAGACAAAAGUAAUCAGAACGACAAUCGGAGAAGAACUUGGUAUACAUUCAAAAGGAGUUAGAAGAAGAACCAAAAGUAGAAUUUCACAAUUAGAUCAGGGGAAGCCUUUGAGGGAGAGAGCAUCAGAAAUGCAAACAAAUAAUAUAGUACUACUACCUGCAGCCCCUGCCCCUGCACCUGCACGGCCAGUAACAUCACCGAUAAAAUUGUCAUUACCAUCUCCACCACCAACUCCAUUAAUAUUACAAACAUCGCAAGCUGAAGAAAUUGAAUCAGUACUACUACCAUUACCAGCUUCAUCAACUCAAAAUGUCGACGAUGAAAAAGAUACCACAAAUGUGAAAGAUAUGACAGUUCCUGAAAAACAGAUUGACAAAAGAUUUACAUGGGCUGACAAGUAUAGGCCUAAUGCUCUUAAAGAUUUUCUAUGCAAUCGAAAUAUUGCACUGGAAUUGAAGGCUCUGGCAGAAACAGAUGGUAGUAUUCGCCAUUUCAUAUUUGCAGGACUGCCAGGAGUAGGGAAAAGAACCAUGAUAUUUGCUCUACUUCGUAAAAUUUAUGGACAUGAUAAAGUACAGGCAAGAGAUAAGUGCAAGGUGUUCCACUUAAAGGGAGAAUCAGUUCCCAGCAUCAAAGUAAAUGUGAAGGAAUCGAACAAACAUCUUGAGAUAAAUCUCUCUGAAACUAAAGGCUAUGAGAAACAUGUCCUAGUACAACUAAUCAAGGAGAGAAAGCACAAAUCAUCCAGCAGAUCUGCACCUCCAAAUCCUGAAAACUGUAAAGCUAUCAUUCUUGGUGAGGCAGACAAGCUAUCAACAGACGCAUUGUUAUAUAUCAAAUGGAUGAUAGAGAGAUAUGAAGGUUGUUAUAAGGUUUUCUUUUGCUGCAGCGAUAGCACAAAGCUCCAGCCAAUCAAGUCUAUUUGCAAAGUUUUUCAUCUUCAAAAACCUUCAGAUGAUGAGAUUGUAGACGUCUUGAAAUUCAUAGCACAACAGGAAGGAAUAGAACUACCACACCAAAUGGCAGUGAGGAUUGCUAGUAACUCUAAAAGUAACCUACGCCAAGCAAUUCGCUCUUUUGAAGCUACCUGGCACUUCAACACUUCCUUGACUGAAAAUCAAGAAAUCAAGACAGGGUGGGAAGACGACAUUGCAAAGAUCGCUAAAAACAUAAUUAAAGAGCAAAGUCCAAAGCAGCUAUACGAUAUCCGUGGGAAAUUGCAGAAUUUGAUAGAGCACAAUGUAUCUGCUGAGUUCAUCUUUAAUACUGUGUUUGAAGAACUAAAGAGUAAUUUGGAUGACCAGUUCCACAAAGACAUGGACAUUCUGAAAAUGAAGUAUAAUAUAAAUUCAAAUGAUCACGAUCAGGGUAAAAGUGAUAACGAUGCAGUAAAAAAGAUUGUUCACAAAUUUAUGAAAAUUGAAGAGUUCACAGCUAAAUUCAUGAGCUGGUAUAAGAUUAUUGUUCUGAAGAAAGGAAAUCAGAACCCCAUCCUCAGCAAAGGGGAUAUAUAG
Molecule: messenger RNA, 1998 nt
Organism: Solanum tuberosum (potato)
Lineage: Eukaryota; Viridiplantae; Streptophyta; Magnoliopsida; Solanales; Solanaceae
Product: replication factor C subunit 3-like
Exons: 12
Coding region: 1-1998 (665 amino acids)
Biological process (GO): DNA repair; DNA-templated DNA replication
Cellular component (GO): DNA replication factor C complex; nucleus
Molecular function (GO): DNA binding; DNA clamp loader activity
Source: RefSeq, a predicted model, not a curated record